This is a messenger RNA of Colletotrichum godetiae, 2456 nucleotides long. RefSeq lists its product as uncharacterized. The record is from RefSeq and is a predicted model, not a curated record. Gene Ontology annotation, molecular function: NADPH-hemoprotein reductase activity; FMN binding; flavin adenine dinucleotide binding. The transcript has a single exon. Gene Ontology annotation, cellular component: cytosol. Bases 308 to 2410 code for a protein of 700 amino acids. Lineage: Eukaryota; Fungi; Ascomycota; Sordariomycetes; Glomerellales; Glomerellaceae.
CUCUAGACGCUGAAUGAGCGUCUGAGGCUCACGGACAUCAAGAGAAAAGCAUUUAAAUCACAGAAUCGGCGAAAUUAUCCUAUUGUGUCAGAAAGCCCGUGUCUGCUGCUAGGCCAGUCGAGACUCUUACUGGUGUCAACCUGUCGUCAGUUCUCGGUAUUCGGAAUCUCACGGUCUCACUUCGAUUUCGACCUUGAGCCGUUGCUGGUCGACGAUAUCAAUCAUCUAAAACGCCCACUGAGACACUCUCUUGGAGGCCCAUCAAUAACACCUUUCCCCGGUUCUUUUCCCGAUCUUGUUGUCCAGUAUGUGGGCCUAUAUUGAGAUGAACAUUACCCACAAUCGCUUUUUUGCAGAUGUUAUCAAUUUUACCUUCAGUAACAGUAGCUAUUACGAUAUCUUCCUCUUACCGUUGCUUAUCCUAGGUUCCCUGUACGUCUUCAACAAAGGAAGUCUUCUGCCGAAAAGGGACCCCUUUCACUACAAGUGGUUCGAGAAACCACAACUACACCGAACACAAAGUCUCGUUGUUGAGAAGAAGACGCGCAACAUUGCGGAAAAGCUCGCAGAGCUCCAAUCUGACUUGGUCAUAUUCUGGGGCUCUCAAUCAGGCACCGCAGAGGCCUUCGCUCACCGCCUUGCUCGGGACUUUCACCAACGGUUCAAGCUCAAUGCUCUAGUAGCCGACCUGUCCGACUAUGAUCCAGAGACCGUGCCUCUUAUCCCGGCGACGAAGUUGGCUGUGUUCAUCAUGUCUACCUACGGCGAGGGUGGCCCCAGCGAUAAUGCCCAAAACUUUGUCAACUGGGCAGAUGCAGCAACCUUUGUCUCCCUCGCCCACCUCAAAUAUGCCGCUUUUGGCUGCGGAAACAGCAACUACCGCUUCUACAAUAAAGUCAUUGAUGAUGUCGUCGUUGCCUUGACCAAGUUUCGUGCCAUCGCUGUUUUGCCUACCGGCAAGGGCAACGAGGCUACCCGAACAAGCGAAGAAGACUUCAUGGACUGGAAAGAGAUUCUGUUUAAAACUUUGGUCUCCGAGUUCGACUACAAGAAGCAUGAAGUUGCAUACCAGCCCAGUGUUGACAUUGUUCCGACGGAUAGCAACGACUUGCAUGUAGGAGAACCGUUCUGCAGACUUCACUCCAAGAAAGCAACCACCCUCCAAUCACCCAUUGCUUUCGUUCCAGUCAAGGCAAUACGAGAGCUUGCAACGUACGAGGUACAAGAUCGCAGCUGUAUUCAGCUAGAAUUAGAUCUCUUUGCACACCCAGAGAUCAAGUAUAAGACUGGAGACCACAUUGCCAUCUGGCCUGUCAAUCCAGAUGAGGAAAUAGACCUUCUUACUCGCAUUCUCGGACUUCAAUCUCAGCAACUGGAUGGUUUUCACGUUGUAGCCCAGUCGGCAGACGACGAGCCAAAGGUUCCCAGCCCGACAACGGUGCAGGCCUUGUUCCGGCAUUAUCUAGAGAUAUGCUCCGCAGUCCCCCGCGAGACAGUUUGCACAUUAGCUCAGUUCGCACCAAGUCAAAAGGUUAAGACGGAGUUGAUUACAAUCGGAAAUGACAGGGAGGCUUAUUCCAAGUUUCUCAGGGGAAACCACAUGACACUAGCCCGACUCCUGAAGCACACCAUCGCUGUCGACCCGGCGGCGACAUGGGCCAAUCUACCGCUCUCUUUCGUCAUCGACUUUUUGCCUGCUAUGCAGCCACGUCUCUAUUCCAUUUCCACUUCACGCAUUACAUCGCCUCGGAGUGUGGGUCUAACUGUGUCCGUCAAGCCAUCGCCACUACUUGAGAAUCAAGAUAUCCAAAUUCCUGGACUUACGAGCACCCACCUAUCAAAACUCCAACCUGGACAGGUUUCUUCGGCAGGAACGUCAACUAUCGACUUAUCCUUUGUUCAUGCCCGGAUUCGCGAGUCGACGUUCAAGCUCCCAUUUCUCUCAUCAGUGCCUCUGAUCAUGGUGGCAGCCGGCACUGGGGUCGCCCCAUUCCGCGCUUUCAUCGAAGAGCGUACUAGACUUGCUUCUGUAGGCAAGGAAGUGGGGCGAAUGAUUCUGUUCUUUGGAUGCCAAACCAACAGCGACUAUCUAUACCGUCACGAGUUUGCCGAGUGGAUGGCUGGACCCCUCGCUGGUAGGCUUGAGGUCGUGACAGCUUUCUCAAGGGCGGACAGUGAGAAGCGCUAUGUCCAAGACAAAGUCCAAGCCAGAGGCGAUGAUGUUGGGAGACUGUUGCUGGAAGACGAUGCCGCUUUCUACAUCUGCGGUGCGGCGAACAUGGCGAAAGAUGUUUGCAGUGCUGUCGAGAGUAUUGUGAAACAGGCGAAUAGCUGGGAAGGUCCCCAGGCGGAAAGCUGGAGACAGGAGAGGAAGCGGUCAAAGAGGUGGUUCGAGGAUGUUUGGAGUUAGGAACGAGAACAGAUUCCUAAACGAUCCCCUUGGCCUGGUUUUGAUG